Photinus pyralis (common eastern firefly) is the source of this 2052-nucleotide messenger RNA. RefSeq lists its product as uncharacterized. NCBI's taxonomy places the organism in Eukaryota, Metazoa, Arthropoda, Insecta, Coleoptera, Lampyridae. The transcript is spliced from 2 exons. Bases 515 to 2005 code for a protein of 496 amino acids. The record is from RefSeq and is a predicted model, not a curated record.
UACUUCACCUGUGCGUCAUGCGCUUCAAAAUAAUAACGAACAUUUGGAUGGAAGAACAUACCGAAAGAUAAUAAUACCUAAAGGUUCUAUUCAAUCAAAUCAAACGGCCGUAAUCCGUAUUCCAGAGCACCUGCAAAGUGGAAAAGUUUUAAUUUGUAGAAAAGUAGAUGAAAACGCCCCUAGAAUACCGCAACAUUGGACUGAUCCAUACGGAUAUUUAAAUAAUCCUAGAGGAAAUACUACUGCAGGUACAGCUAUCGGAAGAACUAAUGCUACUUUUGCUUAUUAUUUAAAUAGUUUCGGUAAUGCCUCUUUGCAAAAUCGUCACAUUUGUGCAACAGAUUCUUCUAAUCACAGUUUCAAAGUCCUAGAAAACAAUAAUAAUUGCCAUCUGCUGUAUUAUGUGCUUGUUGAUUACGUUCCAAAUUUCCUAAAAACACCUCUUGCUCCGAAUAAUCAACCCAAAAGCAAGAAUUUUCUGAAAACUCAUAAUUUUAACAAGAUAAUUUGUGGUAUGUUUCCGAAAACAUCAACUUCCGCAGUUCCGCACAUUGAUAGGUCAGACUCCCUUCAAUUGUUACUAGAUAGCAUACCAAGGGUUACUUUCAACGAAAUUGGCAGAUUAUAUUCAACAGGCCCCUGUAAAACUGCUCCAUUCAAACGGACUGCUUCUCGUUCAAGGGGCGAAAGAAAAUCCUUCUGUGAUAAAGCUACUAGUAUUUCGUCAAAGGAUAGUAUUACUCAAUACUCAAAACAAUCCAAACUAACUUCGAGAAUAGGGCAAAUCCAACACAUUUUAUCACCUUAUGACAUAUUAACAACUCAGCCAAUUAAUAUUAUUGUGCCAACAGGGCCGGUAAAUGAUUCAAGUCAAAGAAGAAACAAUAAUACGGACACAAGUUUCUCCCCUCUAAUCACAAGUACCCCAAGAAAAUAUCCAAACACAUCAAUAAACAAUUCAAUUAGCCCAAAAAAAGGGUUCAUACAUAAUUCUGCUUACCGGCCUGUAAGUAUGGAGAGCGCACCAUACGCUGAUCCACCUAAAGGCUGGAACAUUGGGAAUAACACACCUCCGGCCUUCCAAAAACAAAAUGAUACGUUUCCUUCAUUACUAACGUCCUUCAGUCCUAGUCCAAUCAAAAUAGAGACAAUGACCGACACACCUCAAGACGGAAUAUUGGACUAUUCUAAAUUUGCGCCACCUAUAAUUACUUCACCCACAAGUCCACGUUUUGCUAAUUCCAAUUACCUGAGGGAUGCUCCAAAUCAGACCUUUGCACAGCAGAUGCGCUCCCCAAACCAGUCAGGCGCACAAGAUUGGGCUAAUGACUUACGAAACCAAACGCGACAGCAAGAAGUAUUUCAAAGUUUGGCGACCGACACGAUCGAACCAGAUGGAGCGUUGGGAGGUAAUGCGGGGAAGACCCGAUCGCCUGUUCGUAAUGCGAAAAAUAAUUUACUGAGUGAGCAAGAAAUAAUAAAUAAUUUAGUUAAGUCGAGCACUCCUCAAUCCACCCAGGACAGUUUCAAGUCUUUGCCUUUUGAAAGUUAUAGCAAUGUAGCAAGAUCUGAUAAAGGAAGUAACUCGUCGAUGAAUUCGAAUCGUGCGACGCCGAGUACAACCACAGGCUGCACAAAGGACUUAACUUGCACAUCAUGGAGCACUUUACCCACGAGGUGCGUUUCCACCGAAAAAAUUAUCACGUCGACUGAAAAAUUUAAAGAAGAAAUUGUCGGCGAAGGGGGCCACGUUCCGCUAAAGAAAACCAGAUCUACGACAUCGACAAAAACUGUAACGACAGAAAAAAUUACUUCGCAGAUGCCCCCGUGUUCGUCCAAUUCCAGUAUUCCGUCGUGUCGCGGACGUCCGAAUCUUUCAACUAUUAAUUUAGACGAGUUGGAUAAAAUUGAAGAGCAGGAGAGAAGGCAGUUGGACCAUGAUUUGCGCAAGUGGCAACAAGCUCGAAGAAAGUUGGCGACUAAUUUAGCUGCACAUUGUUUGUAAUUUUUGUAAAAAGAUAUACGCAUGUCCCGUUACUUAAAAAAAAUUGU